UCAUACAGUUUUACUUUUCCUGUUCUCUUUUAUCCAUUAAUAUUACGUUACAUCUUAAACUUGAUCAUAAAUUAUGAGUAACAGCUGCAUAAACAUGGCGUUUUGUUUAAUCAGAGACUCAAUUUUUGAUUCCACCUUUAGCAGGGGUUUCACUUUUCCUUUUCAACAGCUGAAUAGGGACCAGCUUUACACAUAUUGUAUCAUUGGCCUGAAAACAUUUCUUCAGGACGGAAAGGCAGAGUCGAAAUAUUCAAGUUGUGAAAGGAAGUGACGAGAUUUCUGGAUGGAAAGGAUCGAACAUCCUCAUGACAGUGAGGCGAGUGGCGCAACUCUGAGAAAGAAGCGGCUUGGUGGUGUUUGUUCAAGACGGGCAUCAAAGAGAAGCAGACUCCAUACAGACAGAAUGGCGUCAGAGGAACCACCAGAGACUAUUGACGUGGAGAACGACAGACUAACUGGUGAAGAGGUGGUGGACCUUACCAGCGAAACCUCAGAAGCAUCUGUGGUUGAUCUUACAAAUGCAGACUGUGUUGUGUUGCUGGAUGAAGCAGGUCCACACAGGCGCCAGAGCACAGCAUCUGAAGGCUACGUUUUAAUAAGUGACGAAGAAGAGAUGGCCAUUCCCAGUCAGUCUCUUCCACAUAACUCCAGACUCAGGUCUCAGAAUGGUGAAGUGAGUUGCCUUGUUUGCCGCAAAACGUAUGCCGAGAUCACGCAGGAUGGCAAUGGCAUGAUGUCAACAGUGUGUGGACACAUGUUCUGCAAGCUAUGCCUAGAAAAAUCCCUGGAGAAGUCCCACAGCUGCCCCAAGUGCCGAACUAAACUCACCCGGAAACAGUACCAUCCUGUUUAUUUCUCAUUCGCCAAUGGAGAAGGAUGAUGUUCACAGCUCUGUAAAUAUAUAUAUCUCCCUCUCUCUCUCUCUCUCUCUCUCUCUCUCUCUCUCUCUCUCUCUCUCUCUCUCUCUCUCUCUCUCUCUCUCUCUCUCUCUCUCUCUCUCUCUCUCUCUCUCUCACACACACACACACACACAUACACACACACACCGACUCACAUUUUCAGAUAUGCAGACACAAAAAAAGAACAGCUAGCAAUACCUUGUUCCGUGAAAAGAAAGCUACUUUUAUGGAUAAACUUUUGUUCCCUUAUAGUAGGCAGUAUUAUUUCAAUGCGUUGCCAUGUGUGUGUGUGUUGUACAGAUGUGUUUAUUCUGGACAUUUUUUGUGCGCUUUGUUUUAUUUGUGAAGUUCUUCCCAGUUAAUUUAUAUUUCAUUCACAAUACAAAUAAAGUUAUUUCUUAAAUGAAA
This is a messenger RNA of Engraulis encrasicolus (European anchovy), 1307 nucleotides long. RefSeq names its product E3 ubiquitin-protein ligase RNF4-like. The transcript is spliced from 8 exons. Gene Ontology annotation, molecular function: transcription factor binding. Gene Ontology annotation, biological process: positive regulation of transcription by RNA polymerase II. Bases 284 to 880 code for a protein of 198 amino acids. The record is from RefSeq and is a predicted model, not a curated record. Lineage: Eukaryota; Metazoa; Chordata; Actinopteri; Clupeiformes; Engraulidae.